This is a messenger RNA of Podospora bellae-mahoneyi, 1129 nucleotides long. RefSeq lists its product as uncharacterized. NCBI's taxonomy places the organism in Eukaryota, Fungi, Ascomycota, Sordariomycetes, Sordariales, Podosporaceae. Bases 499 to 993 code for a protein of 164 amino acids. The transcript has 2 exons. The record is from RefSeq and is a predicted model, not a curated record.
AUCCUGCUCAAUUAACAAAAAUUGAGCACAUGUAAUCUAGAUGCUCUUUGCUGGUGUCGGUAUGAUGCCCCGUCAAGCUCUGAUUGGGCGGCCCUGCAUGUUCAGCUUGUCUCACGACAGCCACUGAGAGAGGGGGCAUUACCGCUGACGAAAGCAGUUUAAGGCUCCCGAUAACUAUUGCCAUAAACUCCGGUGAUAAACCAAAUCCGUCAACUCACCAGUCACGGGAGUGCCCCGACACUCAGCUAGACACAAGACAAGAUGCUAUGCCUUUUUCGUUUCACCCGGCCCACUAUGCCAUGCAGCGCCCUAUCAUGUCUCUGUGGACUUCUACUAUCGUGUGCCGACAUCAACUUCUAGCGUCAACUUCCAGGCCAACAGUGGCCCAGAGGAAUCUAGGCCUUCGCUGCACGCUGUGAUGUUCUCAGACCAUUCUCUCUCAGCCAGCCUCAGUUCACUCUAAUCCAGCAGGGAUACUCGGGGCAUUGACUCCGGAAUAUGAACAUAUCUCCACAUUUUAUGACUAAAGUGCAGACAGCCACAACUAUUUUAACAGGGAAGCUUCUCAGAUUUCUCAGACUUGAAUCUCUCCACACACCGAGACAAAGAACACAUCCCCAUCAACAGCUAUCAUUCCAAAAAGCCCUCAUCCAAAGCAUCAUGGCCUCAGAAACGAACCCAGAGACAAACCCCCCAGUCGAGCCCCAAGCUGAGCCAACAGCAACCGCCGCUCCUGUUACCUGGGAAGGCACCAUCAAGGAUUACUUCCUCCCGAGCGACGUGGAUUGCAUGCUCAACGCUGGUGGCUUCGAUCUGAGCAACAAGGAUGACGUGGCCGACAACGCCACCAAGAUCUAUGUGCGCGUGAAAAACAAGUCUAUGCCGAAGCAAAUGCCCCCCUGGACUCAGCAGAACCCAGACCCGGCGCACCCCCUCUGGACGGACGAAAUGUGCGCCAACUUCAAGACCUGGAUGGAUAACGAGUUUCCAUGAAGGAUGAGAGACAUGGAGAGGAUUCGAGGUGGUGAUGGACUUGUGUUGAAAGGGGUUGGUACAGUCACUUGGAUAGCUUUCAGUCAUUUCAUGUACGAGCAUAAAAGCACAUAAUCCACCUGUAAAGCCAACCCCC